UCCAUGGUCCCUGCCCUAAUACAUACUAUAUCAUCCUACAUUAAAAAUAUUUGUAAAGGAAUGUUUACAAAGAAAUUGGCAAACCCAAUAAAGAAGAAAGAGAGAAGUGAAAAUAAAGAGCCCAACUUGACCACUGAUUUGCAAGCACACAAUCCAACUCUCUCUACCACAUUGAAGACUACAGUUAAAAAGAUUUCAAAAUGCUCUUUGGCACGCAAAAUAUCUCUUGAAGAAGACGACGGAAAGUACGACUGCUCAUCCCUGUCACCCACUUUCAGUUAUCGUGUAGCUAUAGCAAAUGGACUGCCGAAAAACUCUCUUUUUUUAAAUAAUAAUGAAAGUAUCUUUCCUGAGGUUCUUUCAAUUGAUGGUAGUUACUCUAACUCUUUGAGUGAGACAAAACUUGUCAGGAGAUUGGAUGAGCAUAAAUCACACACUAUGCCAGUAAGACGAAACAGGAAGAGCCUCAUCAGUUUGGCUCCCUCUGAUGGCAGCUCUGAGGGCGAGCGAGUGGAACGCUCCAGUCUACACACACUUAGGCUGGGUGCUCUACGCAAGUUAAGAAAAUGGAAAAAGAGUCAGGAAUGUGUCUCCUCAGACUCCGAGGUGAGCAAUUGGAGGAAAACCUUGGGCAUCCGGAGCAAGUCCUUGGACCGCGCUGGACGGCAGCAAAAGAGCUCAACCCUGGAGCCUGGAUCCUCCUCCACAGGUUGCAUCAGUCAGACCCAGGAUGUCAUGGAGAUGAUCUUUAAGGAGCUUCAGGGGAUCAGCCAGAUAGAGACAGAACUGUCUGAGCUACGUGGCCAUGUAAAUGCCCUAAAAAGCUCCAUUGAUGAGAUCUCCAGCAGUGUGGAAGUAGUUCAGACUGAGAUUGAGCAGCUUCGCACAGGAUUUGUCCAGUCUAGAAGGGAAACACGAGAUAUUCAUGACUACAUAAAACAAAUUAGCCAUCAGGCCAAUAAUUCAACCUUAAAGUUCCUUAAUGUUCCUGAAGAAAAGUUGGAAAAAACAGAGAGCCUAAUUUAUAAAAUACUAAAAGACAAAAUGGGUUUCAUUGAUGCCCUUAAAACAAUUAAAAUUGAGCUUGCUCACAGGUUAGGGCAACAAAGAGAAUGUUCUAAUGCAAAACCCCGCCCUAUUAUUGUUAUUUUUGCAACAACUCAAGAGAGGGAUAUAGUCUUGAAAAAGUGCUAUAAACUUAAAGGAACAGGCAUUACAGUCUCCACUGAUAGCUUAACUCAUGAUGGAAAGGAGCGAAAAGACAAAACAAUGUCUUCCUCACAAACCUAUGAAAGCAUGGAUAUAAAGGCCUCAGGAAAGGAUAAAGUGGAGAGCGAUGACUGGGACUCAAUGGACAGUGAUAAAGAAUUAGAUGAAUUAAGCCAAAAUAAAUAUGCAUUGGUGAUUUCAAAGCCUGUUCACAAGAGCAAAUCAGAGAAGAGACGAUCCCAUGCCCAUAGCCGGUCAGGAGAGGAAGCAGGCUGCUCAGGUGCCUAUGCUGAUGACUCUUACUAUGACCCAGACAAGCAUACAAAGACUUACUACUCUGAUAUGACCCCUGGUUGGCUUUCUCAGAGUGACUAUUCCACCCCUAAACUCAGUCGCUCUGAGUCUGACUGCUCAAAACUUUGUCAGUCAUACUCAGAAGAUUUUUCAGAAAGUCAGUUUUUUACACGGGCAAAUGGCGGCUCCCUGCUGUCCUCCUCAGAUCAGGAACUGUGGCAGAGAAAACAGGAAGACAUGGCUUCCUCCUGGUAUGCUAGCAAUAGUCACCAACUCAGGCAUGAGAAUCAAGCAUAUGAACACAAUGAGGUUGAGACUACGGAAACUAUUGACAGUGGGGUGAGCAAUGGACUGGUCUGCAUGUCUGGAGACAGAAGCCACCACAGUGGCUCCCAGUUGUCUCUGCAAGGUGACUUAUCACCCUGGAAAGACUGGCAUCAUCUAGAGCAGGGUGCUGAUUCUGGUUUGGAAGCCUCCAUAGAGAUUAGCAGUCCUUUUGACCCAUCAACCAUACCUGGUUUUCCAGAAAACAUCACUAAAUGUCAGGAGGUUGAUCUACAAUUUGAGGGAGAUGAAGAAUUCAUGAUGCUUGAUAGAGAAUCUUCCCUACCACCUAUAACCACUCACAUUAUUGCUCCCAUUACAGAACGUGAGCCUGUCAUCAAGCCAUCUCCCCGGCAGUCCAAGGAGGGAAAUAAGAUGAUCACAAAAGAAAACACUAAAAUAUCAUCUAAAGAUACUCAUAAAGCUGCUGGUAAAAUUACACAUAAACAGACCAAAUUGGCACCUAAAGAAGAAACAAACAUCAAAAUACUGCCAAAAGAAAGCUCGAAGGUAUCUGCUAAGGUUCCAUCUAAAGUGACCUCUAAAACAGUUACUAAAGAGUCACCUAAGGAGAUUCAGAAAUCAGCAGCUAAAGAAUUCGUUCAACCCGUCCUUAAAGAAAGCACUAAAGUCACACAUAAAGAUGCCACAAAACCUAGUGUUAAAGAAGUAUCUAAAGUGACAUCUAAGAUAACCUCUAGUGAGGCUGCUAAAGUGACAACUAAAGUGACUCCAAAAGCUAGCCCUACAAUAACUCCGAAAGAAAGUCCGAAAGAGUCACCGAAAGAGAGCCCUAAAAUAACCCCAAUUGAGAGCCCUGUUUCAACCUCUAAAGAGUCCCCUAAAGAAUCCCCUAAAGAGUCUCCCAAAGUUAUUGCUAAAGAUCCCCCACAAAUUGCAUCUAACGAAGGUGUGAAAGUUGUUACUAAAGAGGUUACCAAAGAAGUUACAAAACUACCCCCAAAAGAGGUAUUGAAAGAGAUGCCUAAGGUAGCAUCUAAGGAGACUGGUACCACGAAAGAAAUUUCUAAAAUUCCACCUCAAGAAGUUUCUAAGAUUCCACCUAAAGAAGUCCCGAUGGUAGCCCCUAAAGAGAGUCCUAAGGUGUCUCCCAAAGAGACCCCUAAAGCCACCCAAAUAGAAGCCUCUAAAGAAGGACCCAAAGUAGCCUCUAAAGAUGCCCCUAAGGAAACCCCCAAAGUCAUUCCUAAAGAUAAAUUCCCUGAACUGGAUGUCAAUCAUAGCUUCCACCAGACCCAGACUAAGUCUACAGCUAUGUACCGCAGUCAGAGUGAGAUUCGAACAGAGAAGGUUGAAGAGGUUCCUAAAUCUUGGAGCAGUAGGCUGAGCAUAGAUCUCACUGAGAAGUCCUUUGGCUUUGGCUUUGGCUCUACACUGCAAAGGGCUAAGUCAGCUUUGGAAGUUGUUUGGAAAUCUGGCCCUCAAACUCCUACCCCUGCUCCUCCUGAGGAGACCACAAAUUCAUCAUUUAUGGGACGUUUUCGCACCCUGUCCUCUAGUUCUACAAUAGACUCUGCUGCUAACACUGAGCAUGUCUUCAAAAAGGCAGAGGGAGAAAAAGCAGGUGCAGAGGCAGAAGCUGGGGAAGAACCAGUGGACAAUGAGACCCACUAUGUUGAAGUGAUGGAGCAGGUAUUAGCUAACUUAGAGAACAUAAGUAAUGCUAAUGAGACAGAUGAGACAGAUGACCCUGCACAGGAGUGUGAGACUUCUCAGGACUAUGAUGUGUCUGAUGACAUUGAGGCCUCACAAGACAAUGAUGUCUUUCAGGAUGUUGAUGCUUCUCAAGAUGUUGAAGUGACAGAAAACCAUGAGACAGGUAAAGAGGCAUGUGUUCUGGAGUAUGAUGGCAGUUUGAAUGAAGAGUACAGUGAAGAAUAUGAAACCCAACUCACAGAGGACACUGCUGAAUAUGACGCAAUGGUGGAGUACGUAGACGUAGAAGAUCCAGAUGACAAUGAUGUGACAGAGGAGACAGAAGAGGGUGAUGAUGAGUUAGAGGAGGUAGAGGAGAUUAUAGAGGAGGUCGCUGAGGGAUCUGAAAAUGUAGAGAAACAGCAAGAGGAUGAAAACAAAAAUGUUCCAGAGAAGAAGUCUACAGAGGCCCCACCCAAGAAACAUGUGAGGCCCACAUUCAAGGAGGCAGCACUGAGGGCCUACAGGAAACAGAUGGCUGAACUGGAGCAGCAGAUCCUGGCAGGGGACAGCAGUGCUUUGGACACACAGCCUUCUCUCUGCAGUAUUUUGGACCCCAAAGUGCUCGGCUUGCAGACUGGAGGGGCUGGCAGUAUUCUUUAUGGUAUUGACAGCAUGCCAGAUUUACGCCGCAAGAGGACAGUGCCUCUUGUCCGAGACCUGGCUUUGACCCUCACUGCUCGAAAGGCAGGCAUCUCGUUCGCUCUGGUGAACCGGUCCACCCUGAAUAAUGAGGAUCUGAAACUACAUGUCUUCAAGAAGACUCUCCAAGCCUUGAUCUACCCGAUUUCAUCCACAACACCCCAUAAUUUUGAGGUGUGGACGGCGACUGCACCCACUUACUGCCAUGAGUGUGAGGGGCUGCUGUGGGGCAUCGCCCGUCAGGGCAUGCGUUGCUCAGAGUGCGGCGUUAAAUGCCACGACAAGUGCCAGGACCUGCUCAAUGCGGAUUGUUUACAAAGGGCAGUGGAGAAGAGCUCCAAGCACGGGGCGGAGGACAAGACCCAGAACAUCAUCAUGGCUAUGAAGGAGCGCAUGAAGAUCAGGGAGAAGAACAGUCCUGAAGUGUUCGAGGUGAUCAAGGAGAUGUUCAUUGUCUCCAAAGAAGACUUCACCAGCCACCUGAAGACAGCCAAGCAGGCCGUUCUGGAUGGGACCUCCAAGUGGUCUGCCAAAAUCAGCAUCACAGUGAUGAGUGCACAGGGUUUACAGGCCAAGGAUAAGACUGGCUCUAGCGACCCUUACGUCACCGUCCAGGUGGGCAAGACCAAACGGAGGACGAAGACCAUCUUCGGCAACCUCAACCCGGUCUGGGAUGAGAAGUUCUACUUUGAAUGUCACAACGCCACUGACCGUAUCAAGGUGCGUGUGUGGGACGAGGACGAUGACAUUAAAUCAAGGGUGAAGCAGCAUUUCAAGCGUGAGUCAGACGAUUUCCUGGGCCAGACCAUCAUCGAGGUCCGCACUCUGAGCGGAGAGAUGGACGUUUGGUACAAUCUAGAUAAAAGGACUGACAAGUCUGCGGUAUCUGGUGCCAUCAGACUCAAAAUCAGUGUGGAAAUGAAAGGGGAGGAGAAUGUGGUUCCUCCUCAUGGCCAAUACACCUGUUUACAUGAGAACCUGUUCCACUAUCUGACCGAGGUGAAGAACAGCGGGGUGGUAAAGAUCCCUCAGGUGAAAGGGGACGAAGCGUGGAAGGUCUACUUUGAUGACGUGUCUCAGGAGAUAGUGGAUGAGUUUGCCAUGAGAUACGGAGUGGAGUCCAUCUAUCAGGCCAUGACGCACUUCUCCUGUUUGUCCGCCAAAUACAUGUGUCCCGGUGUGCCAGCAGUGAUGAGCAACCUGCUCGCUAAUAUCAAUGCCUACUUCGCCCACACAACCACCACCACCACAACCACUGCCUCCGCUUCGGACCGAUUUGCUGCCUCUAACUUUGGGAGGGAAAAAUUUGUCAAAUUACUGGACCAGCUGCAUAACUCACUAAGGAUCGACCUUUCUAAAUAUCGGGAUAAUUUCCCUGCAGGAAACCCAGAGCGUCUCCAAGAUCUCAAGUCCACUGUUGAUCUUCUGACCAGCAUCACCUUCUUCAGGAUGAAGGUACAAGAGCUCCAGAGUCCACCAAGAGCCAGUAUGGUGGUGAAGGACUGCAUGAAGGCGUGUCUGGACUCCACAUACAAAUACAUUUUUGAUAACUGUCAUGAAUUGUACAACCAACUUCUUGACCAGAGCCGGAAACAGGACAUUCCCCGAGAGGAGCAGGGUCCGUCUAUAAAGAACCUGGACUUCUGGCCAAAACUCAUCACUCUCAUGGUGUCAGUAAUCGAUGAGGACCGGACAGCUUACACCCCCGUCGUUAACCAGUUUCCACAGGAGCUGAAUGCGGGCAAGAUCAGCGCUGAGAUCAUGUGGAGCCUCUUUGCCCUAGAUAUGAAGUAUGCAAUGGAAGAGCAUGACAAGCACCGCCUAUGCAAAAGUACUGAAUACAUGAAUCUUCACUUCAAAGUCAAAUGGUUCCAUAAUGAGUAUGUCCGUGACCUGCCGGCCUUCAAGAAUGUUCCACCUGAGUAUUCUCUGUGGUUCGAGCCAUUUGUAAUUCAGUGGCUUGAUGAGAACGAAGACGUUUCCAUGGAUUUCCUCAAUGGAGCACUGGGAAGGGACAAGAAAGAUGGAUUCCAGCAAACCUCGGAGCACGCCCUCUUUUCAUGUUCGGUGGUGGACGUGUUCACUCAACUAAACCAGAGUUUUGAGAUCAUCAAGAAGCUGGAGUGUCCAAACCCACAGGCUCUGGCUCACUUCAUGUGCCGUUUUGCAAAGACUAUCAAUAAAGUUCUUCUGCAGUAUGCUGUAAUCAUAUCCAAGGACUUUCCUUUGUAUUUGAGUAAGGAGAACGUGCCCUGCAUCAUCCUCAACAACAUUCAGCAGCUCCGUGUGCAACUGGAGAAGAUGUUUGAGUCCAUGGGUGGGAAACAGGAGGAGGGGGUUGUGUCCUUCUGUAAGCUGGAUGCAGAGGCCAGUGAUCUACUUAAGGAGCUGCAGAAUAAACUCAACACAGUGCUGGAUGAGCUCAGCGGAGUGUUUGGCUCCAGUUUCCAAGGUGUGAUCGAGGAUUGUGUGAAGCAGAUGAACCAGGAGCUGGUUCAGAUGAAAGGAACGGCCAAAGGGAGCAACGCUGCCAUGGAUGCAGAGACUGUCCUCCGGCCUCUUAUGGACCUCCUGGAUAAAAAUUUGAUGUUAUUUGCCAAGAUAUGUGAGAAGACUGUGCUGAAGCGAGUCCUCAAAGAGCUUUGGAAAAUCGUGCUGAACACCAUCGAGAGAACAAUUGUUCUGCCUCCACUGAGUGACCAGAGUCAGGGAGCUCAGAUGAUCUUCAAUGCUGCCAAGGACUUGGGACAGCUGUCCAAACUGAAGGAGCAUGUAACUCGAGAGGAAGCCAGAAGUCUGACUCCACGGCAGUGUGCCGCCAUGGACCUCGUGCUUCCCACCAUCAAGCAAUACUUCCAUGCUGGAGGAAAUGGGCUGAAGAAAACCUUCCUUGAAAAAAGCCCCGAUAUGAAGUCCCUCAAAUAUGCUCUCAGCCUUUACACUCAACCUACAGAUGCCUUGAUCAAGAAAUAUAUAUGCACCCAAAUCUCUCAAGGUCAGUCAUCCAACGGAUCCGUGGGGGAGGUGUCAAUGCAAGUGAAUCUCAUCUCUCACCCUGGCACUGGAGAGCACAAAGUCAGCGUAAAGGUGUUCGAAGUGAACAACCUUAUCUGGCAAACCAACGCCAUGUUCCGGCCGUUUGUGGAGGUCAACGCCGUGGGCCCGCACCUGGCUGACAAGAAGCGCAAAUUCAGCACCAAGACCAAGAAUAACAAUUGGUCACCAAAGUACAAUGAAACAUUCCAAUAUGUUCUAAGUAACGAACAUGGUCCGGAGGCCUACGAGCUGCACGUCUCCGUAAAGGACUACUGCUUUGCCCGCGAGGACCGCAUCAUCGGCAUGACGGUCAUCCAGCUAAGAGAGCUUGCAGACAAGGGCAGCUGCUCCGCCGGCUACCCCCUGGUGAAAAGCAUCUCCAUGGACGAAACUGGCCUGACCAUCAUGAGGAUACUCUCUCAAAGGACCAAUGACGAGGUGGCCAAAGAGUUUGUGCGUCUCAAGACAGACACACGCUCGGCGGAGGAAGUAUCAUAA
Messenger RNA from Cyclopterus lumpus (lumpfish), 7719 nucleotides. RefSeq names its product protein unc-13 homolog C (gene unc13c). Gene Ontology annotation, biological process: neuromuscular junction development; dense core granule priming; synaptic transmission, glutamatergic. The record is from RefSeq and is a predicted model, not a curated record. Gene Ontology annotation, cellular component: plasma membrane; presynaptic membrane; neuromuscular junction. The transcript is spliced from 33 exons. Gene Ontology annotation, molecular function: phospholipid binding; syntaxin-1 binding; calcium ion binding. Bases 4 to 7719 code for a protein of 2571 amino acids. NCBI's taxonomy places the organism in Eukaryota, Metazoa, Chordata, Actinopteri, Perciformes, Cyclopteridae.